AUGGAUAGAAAGUCUGCUAGAAUAAAAGCAGAGUUGCAAAGAUAUGGUUGGAGAGUUUCAAAGAAGUUUAAAUAUAGGAAGGGAAGACCCAUAAAAGUCUAUGACAAAUUGUCUGGUCUUCGCUAUGAAAUGGACUUAGAAACAGCACGCGCAAACUAUCCAAACAGAUUAGAGAGGUUAGAAGAAGAACGUCUUAUGGACAUGCCUUUCGAUGUUAGUGAACCUCAAGUUGAAGGACACGACGGCUUUGCCAGAUUCUACUGGAAACAUGACGAACAAUUGCAUCCUUUGAGAAGGAAAAAAGGAAAAGGUGAAGACGCACAUGCUCCCAUGGAAAGAACAAGAUAUGCAUAUGAAAAGUACCGUGAAGUUAGAAGUCAAAUUACAUCUGGUCGAACCUUUACAGUAAACUUUGACGAAGGAAAGAACAAAGAAGGCUUCAUGGGAGUACUUGCUGCAAUUCAAGAUGGAAAUAAGAAAGGAUACAAUCUCAGAUUGACCAUAACAGAUUUGGACGGUCAUAUAUACUAUGCGCAUGGCAAUGUCACAACAGCUGCAAUGCUUCUUGACGCUUUCAAGACUACAAAGAGAGAACAAAUGGUUGACUCCGACUCAGACAUUUUGAAUGCAAUUGAAGGAAUUGCAAGUGUAAAAUUUGAAUGGUAUGAACCUAACCCUCAAGCAGUCAGACAACAUGCUGGAUACUUCCCGUUCAUAAAUAAGUCUGACAUUGACUUGACAAGGUAUGGAAUUUACAAUUCAAUUGAAACAAUUGUCAAUGAACCUUGUAUUCUUACAUGUCUCAGGAACUCUGGUCUUGUUACAGAUGAGAAGAUGAAGUAUCUUGAGUCAUGUGUGAAGACAAGGUACAUUCUCAGAGGUCAAUUGGCAAAAAUUGCACCGUUGGCAAAUGUCAAUAUCCGAGUCAACAUACCUACAGCUAAAGGUUCUUCACAUGACGACUAUGUUGUUGACAAAGACUUACCAUGGUUGAAGAUUGUAAUUGUCCACAACCACUUCAUGUUGAACGAAAGUCUUACAAACCCAUUGUUCGGAAAAGGCAAGUGCAACAUUGUCAGAGCUGUAAACAUUCUUUUCGAGAAAGGUUUGUUGGAAC
Molecule: messenger RNA, 1117 nt
Organism: Trichomonas vaginalis G3
Lineage: Eukaryota; Parabasalia; Trichomonadida; Trichomonadidae
Exons: 1
Source: RefSeq, a predicted model, not a curated record